AACAUCAAAACCCUAGUACCGAAACUUCUCUAUUUUCCUUCCUCCUCCCAUUUAUGUUCUACGUACUAAUUCAAGGUUUUAGACGUGCUUUCCAGUUUCCACAACCAUAUUUAUUUCUUCCCCACAAUCCUAGCCAUCUUUUCAAAUUCGUCGACUUUACUGUUCCAUUCACAAUCAAUCAUGGCGGCUUCAAUGCAUUUCAAUGGCGUUAAAGCUCAUAUCAGUUCCAGAUUCGCACCAAAUCCGCUAUUGUUCAAUAAGAACAUCAAAUUUGGAGCUUCAAUUUGCUGCAAUGAAUUUCAAUUUAAAGAUUCAUCAUUUGAGAUUGUGAAUAAGAAGAGAAGUUUACGAAUUAAUUGUUUGAAGGUUGAAGAAAGGCAUAAUCUUAUUGACCAUAACGAAGAUCAAAAUGCAGAUACAGAGGUUCAGAAAUUUACAGUGGUUAUGAAAUUUGGUGGAUCAUCUGUGGCUUCUGCUGAAAGGAUGAAGGAAGUAGCUAGUCUUAUUCUCAGUUUCCCCGAGGAAAAUCCACUUGUUGUACUCUCUGCCAUGGGAAAAACUACCAACAACCUCCUCAAUGCCGGAGAAAAGGCGGUAAGCUGUGGGGCGUCCAAGGCGUCUGAUAUCCCAGAGCUCAGUUUUAUUAAGGAUCUUCAUUUAAGGACGGUGGACGAACUUGGAAUUGAUGUUUCAGUAAUUUCUUCACAUUUGGAGGAAUUGGAGCAACUAUUAAAGGGCAUUGCAAUGAUGAAGGAGCUGACGCAGCGCACCAGGGAUUAUCUUGUGUCUUUUGGUGAAUGUAUGUCCACCCGAAUUUUUGCGGCCUAUAUGAACAAAAUUGGUGCUAAAGCACGCCAAUAUGAUGCAUUUGAGAUUGGGUUUAUUACAACUGAUGACUUCACCAAUGCCGAUAUUAUGGAGGCAACCUAUCCAGCUUUAGCUAAAAGAUUAUAUGAUGAUUGGGCUGCUGAUCCUGCGAUUCCCAUUGUCACGGGUUUCCUUGGAAAGGGUUGCAAAUCUGGUGCUAUCACUACUUUGGGAAGGGGAGGCAGCGAUUUAACUGCUACAACCAUUGGCAAAGCAUUGGGCUUGAGAGAGAUCCAGGUGUGGAAAGACGUGGACGGUGUUCUAACUUGUGACCCUACAAUACAUUCUCGAGCUCAACCUGUACCAUACUUGACAUUUGAUGAGGCAGCUGAGCUUGCUUAUUUUGGGGCACAGGUUUUACAUCCACAAUCGAUGAGACCUGCUAGGGAGGGGGAUGUUCCUGUCAGGGUGAAAAAUUCAUACAAUCCAAAAGCUCCUGGGACUCUGAUUAACAGGGAACGCGAUAUGAAUGAGGUUCUACUGACUAGCAUAGUGUUGAAGCGGAAUGUUACCAUGUUGGAUAUAGUUAGUACUCGCAUGCUCGGUCAAUUUGGAUUCCUUGCAAAGGUAUUUUCAAUAUUUGAAGAUCUAGGGAUCUCUGUUGAUGUUGUUGCCACUAGUGAAGUCAGUAUAUCACUGACAUUGGAUCCGUCAAAGCUUUGGAGUAGAGAACUUAUUCAGCAGGCAAGAGAACUUGAUCGUGUUGUUGAGGAGCUAGAAAGGAUUGCAGUUGUCGAGUUGCAGCAAAACCGAUCAAUUAUCUCUCUCAUUGGAAAUGUGGAGUAUUCUUCUUUAAUUCUUGAAAAGGCAUUUCGCGUUCUUCGAAUGAACAAUGUCAAUGUCCAGAUGAUCUCCCAAGGGGCUUCCAAGGUCAAUAUAUCUUUGAUAGUAAAUGAUGAUGAAGCUGAAAAAUGUGUCAAGGCUCUUCAUUAUGAGUUUUUUGAGAGCAAUGAUGUUCCUGAAUUGCAUCUCCAAGCUGCAGGACCUGGAAAUGCCUCAGCAGUUCGUUUAGAUAACUGACGUCUUUGGAGUCUGUUCCGGACUCAGCCUUUAAUAUUUGAUUCUUUGUUGGCCCAUAGUUUUCGAAGCCUACAGUGCUUUUAGAGAAAUCGAUUUUUAUCAGUUCCUGAGCUGCAGUUUCGAAGGCCUCAUUGCUUGCGAUCUGAGGGAAACUAUUUGAGUUUUUUUUUCCGAAGGCCUCAUUGUUUGUACUAAUAAUUUAGGAUCUUCUAUUAUGAAAACUUAAGGGAAGUGAUUUUUUAGGUCGUCUAUUUUAACUUUAUUUAUAUAUAUCAUCAUCAUCCUACCCAGUGUAUCCUGUUCAUAGAAAAACUACGGACAUGGUCUGAGGUAACUUUAUUUAUAUGUAUUAAUAAGUAUUAGUUGUAAAAGUAUGCUAAACAAGGUUGCAAGUUGCAACAAUGUUCUUGCUGGUUUUCAAACGUUGUAUAAAGGGGAUAUGAAACUGAAAGCUCACUACCCUUGAGUCGAGGUGGCCACAAUACAGUACGACUCAAAGCCAACCAUGAACCGCUCCGGGUAAGCUA
Messenger RNA from Amaranthus tricolor (Joseph's coat), 2414 nucleotides. Its product is annotated as aspartokinase 1, chloroplastic. The transcript is spliced from 13 exons. Gene Ontology annotation, biological process: amino acid biosynthetic process. NCBI's taxonomy places the organism in Eukaryota, Viridiplantae, Streptophyta, Magnoliopsida, Caryophyllales, Amaranthaceae. The record is from RefSeq and is a predicted model, not a curated record. Gene Ontology annotation, molecular function: aspartate kinase activity. The coding region runs from base 181 to 1887 and encodes 568 amino acids. Gene Ontology annotation, cellular component: chloroplast stroma.